Schistocerca gregaria is the source of this 852-nucleotide messenger RNA. RefSeq lists its product as uncharacterized. The transcript has 5 exons. NCBI's taxonomy places the organism in Eukaryota, Metazoa, Arthropoda, Insecta, Orthoptera, Acrididae. The record is from RefSeq and is a predicted model, not a curated record. Bases 122 to 730 code for a protein of 202 amino acids.
CGGCGAGAGUUGCCUCCCUGUAGCUUAUAAAGACACCUCGAGUCGUUAUCCGAAGGCAGUCCUUUAUGCUGAACACUACAGACUUGCGUUUUGGGCAUCAAUACUUCUUCCCCCAGAGACAAUGAAGACUCUUGCAAUAAUUCUAGCCAUUAUUCCCCUUGCCAUGGCAGGGAAGAAGCACAAAUAUGAACAUUUAAUUCAUGAUAAAUAUGGAGCACUAUUUUAUCAUGAUUAUGCUGCUCUCAGCACACUGUUCGCCUUGAAAAUCAAAGCAGCUUUCCUCAUUGCUGCAUUUAUAAUUGGCAUAGCAUGGUUCUACAAGGCAUAUGGUUUUGGAUACAAAUGCCAUUAUGGAUAUAAUCAUCAUGAUCGUUUAGGUGUGCAUCGUGCACCUUAUCAGACUGGCAGAGAAAUGGAUACAAGUUUCAUUCAAGAUAUUGCUAACAGGAUUGAUAUUACAGAUCUGGCAUUCAACAUUAUGAAUAUUGAUAAUACAGCAUGCAGAAAGAAGUUUGUCUGCAGUGUUACAGAGCUUACUGAUAAGCAACCUCUUCUACAAAAUGUUAUAAGUUAUUUCAGGGGAAAUCUGGAACAAUAUGGAAAUACAAGCCAUGUUACAAAUUCAACCAGAGAUUGCAAUGCCAUGUUCCCCAGCUGCUCACAGAACUUCUUUCAGCUACAGCAAACUGCAGGAACUGAUACAAUAAUUAUGUUGCCAAGCAAUACCUGAGAAGCAAAAAGGCAGAGAUACUGAAUAUAAUAUUCACACUUCUUUACAGAGGAUAAAAAUCCACAAUGUUGUACAAUAAGCUAGUCAUAGCACAAAUUGAUUAAAUGAUGUUUAUUUAUUUA